Messenger RNA from Syngnathoides biaculeatus (alligator pipefish), 2526 nucleotides. RefSeq lists its product as uncharacterized. Gene Ontology annotation, cellular component: plasma membrane; cell surface. Gene Ontology annotation, molecular function: serine-type endopeptidase inhibitor activity. NCBI's taxonomy places the organism in Eukaryota, Metazoa, Chordata, Actinopteri, Syngnathiformes, Syngnathidae. The record is from RefSeq and is a predicted model, not a curated record.
AUGCAGAAAGCCGUCUUUCUGGCUCUUGUGCAAGUCCUGGGAUGGACCUGGAGCGUCCAAGCUCUUGUUCUCCCAGAACCUUUCUACCCAACGCAGGAGAACUUCGACCUAACAAGGUUUUUGGGGACUUGGCAUGAUGUUGCCCUGGCAACAUCAUGCCCACAUAUAGAACGCCACAAAAAGGAUUCAGCCAUCGGCAAGCUGGUGCUGGAGAGAGGAACAGCCCAGAACAAACUGGAGAUGACCAGAACCAUACUCAAAUAUGGAAUCUGUAAGGAGAAAAGUGGAGACUAUAAUCUGACUUCCACACCGGGACAUUUUCGUUUUGAAAAGUGGGGCACUGAAGUGGACGCCUUCGUGGUGCACACAAACUACGACGAAUACGCCCUCAUGAUAUUGCUCAAGGAGAGAUCCACGGGCCAGAGCCACAUCUCAGUGAAGCUCUACAGUAGGACCAUGGAGGUGAGGGACACGCUGAUGGAUGACUUUAAAAGGCUGGUCAGAGAGCAAGGCAUAAGCGACGACAAGAUCAUCGUUAAACAAAACAAAGGUGACUGUGUUCCUGGAGAGCAGGUGGAGGCGCCGACAACUGUGCCCGAGAGGAUGAGGAGGGACGUCGCGCCCACUGUGGCGCUGGCAGAAAUGGAAAUGGACGGUUCUGGAGAUGACACGCUGAUGUUCAAUGGAUCGGAGGUGUGCGGUUUAGGGCCGGAAGUGGGGCCGUGUUUUGGGCUGGACCAGCGCUACUUCUACAACUCCAGCGCAAUGAGCUGUCAGGCCUUCAACUACGGAGGCUGUCUUGGCAACAAGAACAACUUCAAGACCGAGAGGGAGUGUCUGCAGAGGUGUCGCACUGAGGCUGUGUGUCGUCUCCCGCUGACCGUGCCAUGCACGGGGGAGCCCCUCAGCUGGUCCUUCUCCUCCAUCAUCGGGGAGUGCGUGCCUUACAAACCCGGCUUCUGCCAGACCAACGGCAACAAGUUCUUCAGCAAGGCCGAGUGCGACGAGUACUGCGGCGUUAAAGUGACACACGCCUGCAGGAAGUUUCAAUUCCAUCUCAUGCUUUGUUUUGGACGCAGGAACGGCUCGUGUAAACAAACGUCUAUUCAAUAUGCUUUAACAGACAUCGCAGGGCAGUUCUUCUACCACGUCUCAAGGCUGAACGUGGAUGUCGAUGCCUACGUGGUCCGGACCGACUAUGACCACUCUGCCGUGAUGGCCUUGACGUUUCUGAGCAUCAGCUCACACAGGCGAGCAAACGGACAGGCUGAGAUCAUGCAGAAAGCCGUCUUUCUGGCUCUUGUGCAAGUCCUGGGAUGGACCUGGAGCGUCCAGGCUCUUGUUCUCCCAGAACCUUUCUACCCAACGCAGGAGAACUUCGACCUAGACAAGUUUUUGGGGAGUUGGUAUGAUGUCGCCAUUGCAAAUGUAGAACGGCGCAAAAAUGGUUCAACCAUCAGCAAGCUGGUGCUGGAGAGAGGAACAGCACAGAACAAACUGGAGAUGACCAAAACCGUGCUCAAAGAUGGAAUCUGUCAGAAGAAAAGUGGAGACUAUAGUCUGACUUCAACACCAGGACAUUUUCGUUUUGAAAGUACGUUUUGGGGCACUGACGUGGACGCCUUCGUGGUGCACACAAACUACGACGAAUACGCCCUCAUGAUUUUCCUCAGGGAGACAUCCCCGGGCCAGAACCACAUCGCAGUGAAGCUCUACAGUAGGACCAUGGAGGUGAGGGACACGCUGAUGGAUGACUUUAAAAGGCUGGUCAGAGAGCAAGGCAUAAGCGACGACAAGAUCAUCGUUAAACAAAACAAAGGUGACUGUGUUCCUGGAGAGCAGGUGGAGGCGCCGACAACUGUGCCCGAGAGGAUGAGGAGGGACGUAGCGCCCACUGUGGCGCUGGCAGAAAUGGAAAUGGACGGUUCUGGAGAUGACACGCUGAUGUUCAAUGGAUCGGAGGUGUGCGGUUUAGGGCCGGAAGUGGGGCCGUGUUUUGGGCUGGACCAGCGCUACUUCUACAACUCCAGCGCAAUGAGCUGUCAGGCCUUCAACUACGGAGGCUGUCUUGGCAACAAGAACAACUUCAAGACCGAGAGGGAGUGUCUGCAGAGGUGUCGCACUGAGGCUGUGUGUCGUCUCCCGCUGACCGCUGUGCCAUGCACGGGGGAGCCCCUCAGCUGGUCCUUCUCCUCCAUCAUCGGGGAGUGCGUGCCUUACAAACCCGGCUUCUGCCAGACCAACGGCAACAAGUUCUUCAGCAAGGCCGAGUGCGACGAGUACUGCGGCGUUAAAGGAGCACAAAUCCUGGAAGAACAGUGAGGGAACAUCCCAAGAUCUUCACAGUCGAAACAGAUGCAAAAUAUAUCAGAACACUUAACAACAAAACCUUUCAUUUGUGUCAGCAUUUAUUCAUUUGCCUGAUUAAGCCUGUUUUCAGCCAAAAUUUGGAAGAUUAAUCAAAAUUAUUUGUCACUGUAAAAAGAUAGCUUGGCAUUAUUAUGUCAAACUACUAUUCAAUAUUUG